Molecule: messenger RNA, 1798 nt
Organism: Cricetulus griseus (Chinese hamster)
Lineage: Eukaryota; Metazoa; Chordata; Mammalia; Rodentia; Cricetidae
Source: RefSeq, a predicted model, not a curated record
CGUGGGUUGGCAGUCACGUGUCCCCGCUGCCGGGCCUGGGGCUAGCAGUGCGCCUGCGCCGCAGCGGGGCGGGGCGGAGUGUGUUUCCACCAAGUAUCCUGCGGCGGUGGCAGCAGCGUGCGCGCUGCACUGCGGUCCUCCUCGCCUCCCUCAGCCUGAGAUGUGGUCAUGCCAGCCAGGCUUCUCCAAACCCUGGCCUCUUUAUCGAGUGCAUCAUUAAAGGCAUACCAAUGCAAGAGACUUGCUCGGCUUCCACUAAAGCCACUUACGGAAUCUGAAAGUACAGCAUGCCGAAAGAGCCUGAAAAUACAGCAAUGUUUAGACUCAUUCUUUCCUCAAAUAACAGCUGACAGCUUGAAUAAUCCAAAGAUCCUGGAAAUGAGCCGGAUAAUAUCAAAUGAAAGCAGACCCUUUUCAUUAAACGCUGUCCACUGUUGGGAUGGAAAAGCUUGCCUGCCAACCAUGCACCCCUUUGGGACUCCCAGGAAAGUGGCCCACAAACCAAAUCUCUUAUGUGCUAAGUGGUUUAUAAAAACAGUAAAAAGGCAUCAUUCUGUAUCCACUGAAACACUUGUCCCAAAACAAGACCUUCCACAGAUCAAGAGGCCCCUGAAGGCAUCCAGGACCCGCCAGCCCUCCAGGACCAACCUUCCAGAGCUGUCUGUGAAUGAGGACCUGAUGCAGUGCACAGCAUUUGCAACUGCAGAUGAGUAUCACCUGGGAAGUCUGUCUCAAGAGCUGGUCUCCUGUGGAUAUGUGGAAGUGACAAGCCUGCCUAGAGAUGCAGCCAAUGUUUUGGUGAUGGGUGUGGAGAACACUGCAAAAGAAGGUGAUCCUGGAAUGAUAUUCUUGUUCAGGGAAGGAGCUACUGUGUUCUGGAACGUAAGAGACAAAACUGUGAAGCACGUGAUGCAAGUUCUGGAGAGACACGAAACCCAGCCCUAUGAAGUGGCUCUGGUUUACUGGGAGAACGAAGAGCUGAACUACAUGAAAAUAGAGGGACAAUCUAAACUGCACAGAGGGGAAAUCAAGUUAAACUCAGAGCUGGACUUAGAUGACGCUAUACUAGAAAAAUUUGCUUUCUCCAAUGCUCUCUGCCUCUCAGUGAAACUGGCUAUUUGGGAAGCAACGCUGGACAAAUUCAUUGAGUCUAUUCAGUCAAUUCCAGAGGCAUUAAAAGCUGGGAAGAAAGUCAAGCUGUCUCAUAAAGAAGUUAUGCAGAAAAUGGGUGAGCUCUUUGCCCUCAGGCACCGUAUAAAUUUGAGUUCAGAUUUCUUGCUGACUCCCGACUUCUACUGGGACAGAGCAAACCUGGAGGAGCUUUAUGACAAGACCUGCCAAUUUCUCAGCAUUGCUCGAAGAGUUAAGGUCAUGAAUGAAAAGCUUCAACAUUGCAUGGAACUAACAGACCUAAUGCGGAACCACCUGAAUGAGAACCGGGCCCUCCGCCUGGAGUGGAUGAUUGUGAUCCUCAUCACCAUCGAGGUGAUGUUUGAGCUGGGAAGAGUAUUUUUCUGAUCUUUAAUGGGAGCAUCACUGUAAGAGAAAAUUCAAGUUCUGCAACCAAAAAAAAAGAAAAUCAGCAUCCACUUUAAUUUAAUUCAACUGUCACUGGCAUGGGACAGCUAUAAUCCUAGUACUCUGAAAGCUGAAGCAGGAAGAUGAGUUCCCGACUAGCCUUGUGCUACACAGGAAACCCAGCUGGGAGGGGAGCAGACUGGUGGUGCACAUACCAGAAUCAACACUGGGAAAGCAGAGGCAGAGGACUGCCUUAAAAUAAAACAAACAUCUUAAUGAC